Messenger RNA from Haemonchus placei, 468 nucleotides. NCBI's taxonomy places the organism in Eukaryota, Metazoa, Nematoda, Chromadorea, Rhabditida, Trichostrongylidae. The record is from the annotation of a GenBank genome assembly.
AUGGGACUCAGAAUAGCAACGCUAGGUCUGAUGGACGCUGAUAGUGCCGAACACAAAUGCUACCAAUGUAUCUCGAGCAGUGACAAUCAAGAAGAUUGUGAGUCGAGCGACUUGGACAAGUUGAAGCCGUUCAUUAAGCCCUGCCCAGUUCUUCAAGAAGGCACAUUCAAAGGAGCACACGCAAAAGGCUGUCGAAAAAUUAUACAGACUGUUGAAAGCAAGAAAUCAACAAUUCGUGAAUGUGCCUAUUCGGGAGAAGUGGUCGAUGGGCAGAAGAAAACCGGAAACUGGGGCAUCAAUAUGUACUACUACCAAUGCGAGAAUACGGUAAUUUUAAUGCCCGUUUUGGUAAAUUCGCUGUGGGCAAUGGUAAUAUAUCAGGGCCAUUACCAUUUUGGUCGAAAGGUUCAUAUAGAUGGGCAAAAGUGGUCCAAAAAUAGAAGCCAUUACUUAGUACACAGCCUAUGA